Mesocestoides corti is the source of this 900-nucleotide messenger RNA. NCBI's taxonomy places the organism in Eukaryota, Metazoa, Platyhelminthes, Cestoda, Cyclophyllidea, Mesocestoididae. The record is from the annotation of a GenBank genome assembly.
AUGGGGGACGGGAAUGAGUCUCCACCUCCUCCCAUAUCAACAGAUCCGCUUCCGGUACCAGAGCCUCAAAAGGACCCUGAAGAGGUUGUUAUAGUUAGUGACGAGGACGAAGAGGCUGACAGCAGUGACUGCGAGAUUAUUAGCGUCACCUCCGCCACCGACGAGCAAGAAAUGAAGUGGCGGAACCUCAGUCGUCUCAACACACUGAUCUCCGAAGGUUAUGACAACCCUCGUCUUCUCUUAACCCGCAUCUUUGGUAUGAGUCCCUCUAUCCUGCCUUCAGAUUCCGCUAGUCUGUGGAGCAUUCUCUUCUCCGUUUUGUCGGAACAACCUCAUCGUAGGAGACUAAAGCAGUUCGCGACCUUAGACUCGGUUGUGAAACUCUUGCGUGACCGCUCUCGUAUUCUUGUUCUCACUGGAGCCGGCAUCUCUGUCUCCUGUGGAAUUCCAGACUUUCGAUCCCGAGAUGGGGUGUACGCACGUCUUGCAAGAGAUUAUCCUGAUUUGAAAAGCCCCCAAAAUAUGUUUGAUAUGGAAUUCUUCAUGAAGAAUCCUUACCCCUUCUUCAAAUUUGCACGAGAACUAUUCCCCGGUCAGUUCAAGCCGUCGUUUGCGCAUCGGUUCAUCAAGUUACUGGAAAGGAAGGGCAAACUUCUUCGUAACUACACACAAAAUAUCGAUACUCUGGAACAGGCCGCUGGAAUCACGAGGGUCAUUCAGUGUCAUGGAUCCUUCGCUACGGCCAGCUGUGUAACUUGUCAGUACCAGGUACCAGGUGAGGCUGUUCGUGAAGCAAUAAUGAGCCAGUGUGUUCCCCGCUGUCCUCGAUGCUGUCCCGACCAGGGACCGAGUGGCUCACCCGUGCCAACCACCAUCACAUCCAGUCCCGCGGCGUCGACA